Messenger RNA from Polistes dominula (European paper wasp), 4472 nucleotides. RefSeq names its product TATA element modulatory factor (gene Tmf). The record is from RefSeq and is a predicted model, not a curated record. Lineage: Eukaryota; Metazoa; Arthropoda; Insecta; Hymenoptera; Vespidae. Gene Ontology annotation, cellular component: Golgi apparatus; endoplasmic reticulum.
UUUAAAGAGCAAAGGAUUUAACGCUAAAAUAGUAUUAUUUAAAAAAUUUGGAGAAUAACAUUCAAAUAAAAUCGUCGUAAAUAGAAUGUUAAUGCAAGGCUCAACUAAUAAAUCUUCAUUCGUCUACAUCAAAUAUGAAGAAGAAUGAGUUGGUUUGAUGCGACAGGAUUUGCCAAUUUGGCAAAAUCUGCUUUAAAAGAAGCUCAAAAAACUAUAGACAAAGCUUUGGAUAUUAAAGAUGAGGAAGAAAAGGUAAUUCAAACACACACUGACGAAGCUUCAGACUUUUUUACAACUUGGGAUUUUAAAACGGAAGAGGAAAGUAGUUCCCAGAGUAAAGGAUUAAAUCCGAAACAAGCGAACACUAGUAGUAUAUGGGGAAGUUUUACAGGAUCAUUUUUUGAAAUUCCCAAAUUUGGAGAUAAGAGUACAACGAGUAAUAUUAAACAUUCCAAGUCGUUACAAGGUACGUCUUCUGAAACUUUAGAGAAAUGUCAACUCACACCAUCAGCAUCACUUCCUGACAGUCUAACUGUCAAAGAAGUAGAGAAAGAAUCAGUAAAAAAUAGCGAAGGAUCAUCUGUCUGUGUUUCUAAAGUAUCAUUCGAUAAACUUGAUGUUAAUAUAUCAGCAAAAUCUCCUAACAAUGAAAUUCCAUUAGAUGAAAAGCAUUUGUCAGUAAAUAAAGAUAAUAAUAAAAUUGAAAAACAUGAAACAGAAGAAGAUACGACAAAGUGCAAUACGAAUGAAGACGAUUCUCAAAACAUGACCGAUGCUUUUAACAUAAAAGAUAAUAAAAGUAAUGUCAGUGAAAAUGAAGUGGAAGAACAGAAAAAAGAAGUUCAUCAAGAAGAAUUGACAACAUGUAAUACAUUAAAUAGAAUAUCUGUCAUUUCUUCUGAUAGCGAUAAAAAGAGUUUAGAAAGUGUAGAAAUACUUGGCUCUCAAUCAAAUACCGAUUGUACUACCACUCCAGAAUCGGAUGGUAAUUCAGUCAGUGAUUCUAUAGGUCCGUGCGGUGUAGGUUUAAAAGUUAAUUCGGAAUCGGUAGAAAUAUUACCGGAUAGUUUAGUAACAUCUCCAAGUUCAGUAGAAAUUUUAGGAGAAUGGAAAAGUGAUAGUAGUCCUAAUUUAUCACCUAUAGAACAAAAACAUUCAGAAUCGUCUUCUAUAUUGGAUAGAGAUGAUUCUAUAACACCUUGCGGAGACAAUAUUAAUAUGUGGGGAGAAGAAGAUAAUAAUAUCCAAAAAGAAGUCUCAUCUUUUGAUAUAUCUCCAAACCUAUUAUCUACGGAAAAAAAUCAAACAGAUCCUAACAGCGCUAGUAGUACAUCAUUACCUGAUACCUCGAUUACAUCUCAAACAAGUAAUAGUCUAUCUGUCAUAGACAGUAAUAAAGCUUCACCAGAAAGUGUUGAAAUAAUACCAGAUGUUGAUGAAUUGGAUGAAUUAAGUCUAGCUGAAGAUUCUUAUACUUCUGCAUCUGAAAGUACUGUGAUGACUAUUAUGGAAACAUUUCAACAAUAUGAUCAAACGAGACCAAAAUUGGAUUUUACUAGUAUGAAUGUCAAAAUGCAUGAAUCUUAUCAAGAUAGUAGUAAACAAGUUUUGCUAAAAUCUUCUACAGAAUCGCAGUUAACUACAAGUCUUGAUUCUUUAAAAGAAAAACAUAAUUUACAUUUACCAAUAGAACCUAUUACUACUCAACCAAUUUAUAAACCGGAACCUUUAGAAUCUGUUAACAAAAUAAUUGAAGUAGAUCCAUUUAGUCAGUUAAUGAGUACAACGAUAGAACCACCGGAAAUUGAAGGUGAUGUUGAAAAUGAACGGUUGCAGAGAACAGAAUCAGUCGAAUGCACCGAUCAAGUUUUAAUUUUAACAGACUCUAGUUGCGAAGGAACGCUUAUUGAAAGUAGCUCUGAAGAUAAUGCAACGUUAGUUUCCUCUGUUGCUACUAAAGUUGUUGAAACCCAUUUAACAAGUAGUUCCUAUGUAAAAACAAUGUUAGCAGAUGCAAUGGUAGAAAAACAUGAAAUUAUAGAUGUACAAACUCAUUCUGCUGGCGCACCACGUGAAAAUUCACCAAUUUCUUCAGAAAGUUUUAGUCGUUCUGAUCUGGUAAAAAUAGGAUCUGAUCAAACUAGUGGACAUACAAGUGGAGACGAAAUAGAAACUACAACAUCAAGUGAUAUCGAAGUAAUAUCCAGUCCUAAUGGAGAUUCAAGCUCUACUCAAUCAAGGCAAAGUCCUGCCAAAUUACAGACAUCCAAAGGAAACGAUUUAUUGACAAAAACUUUAAAAACAAGAGGUCACUCCAGAGAACUUAGUGAGAUUAGUAUAGGAUCAGAUGAAACUAAUUUAGAAAUAGAAAAAUUAUUAAAACGUAUACAAGAAAUGACUGAGGUAUUAGAAGCGCGAGAGUCGAAAUUAAUCGAUGUUAGUAGAAUUAAUAUGGAAUUGCAUGAGCAAAACAGUAAUUUAAGAAAACAACUGGAUAGUUUUGAAAAACGUGCAGAACAAAGUCAAAGUUUGAAUCAAAUUACAGACGAGUAUACGCAACGUUUAUCGGCUUUGGAAAGAAAAUUUCAACAAGCUAUUAGAGAAAGAGAUACGUUACGAAAAAAUCUGGAUCAAUUAAAACAAGAAGCAGCUACGCGCUUGUCGUCCCAAGAAAUGUCUACUAUUAACGCGGAAAAGGAUGAAAUAAUUAAAGAGCUUAGAGAAGAAGGAGAGAAACUUAGUAAACAACAAUUAACGCAUAGUAAUAUAAUCAAAAAAUUGAGAGCCAAAGAAAAAGAAAAUGAUGCACUUAUUAAACAUCAAAAGGAAGUUAUUGAAGAACAAACUUCGGAGUUAGAAAGACUGAAACGAUCGUUGUAUGCAAAGGAAGAAGUUGAACGAACGCAAAUAGAAGCUGUACAUACAUUGACAGCAAAAACGAAGAAACAAGAAAAAGAAAUUUUAACUUUGCAAGAAAAAUUAGAUAAUACUAUGCAUAAAAUGGACGCUUACAAAAAAAGUUUAGAAGCUGCUAAAUUAGAGUUAGCAGAAACAAAGAAGAAUUUAGUAACCACUGAACAAGAAUUGAAAGAAGCUGUAGACAGUGCCAGCGAAUCGUGUCAACUUUUUGCACAAGUGGAAGAGCUAAAGAUUAAGCUGCGUCAAACAGAAGAAGCAAAUGUUAAGAAAGAAGAAUUCCAUAAACACGUGAACAAUAGCUUACUUAAAAGAUUAGAAGAAGCGGAAACAAGAAGCGAAGAAUUAUCCGAAUCAAUUUCAACAGCUACGAAACCGUUAUUGAGACAAUUGGAACAACUACAAGCAAAUUUAGUGCACAAAUCAAAUACUUUUAUGAAACAGGAAAAAGUACUUAACGAAAAUAAUGCUGAAUUGCAAACUAAACUAGAAAAUUUACUAGAAGUUGAUCGUGGUUUAAAAGAAGAAAAUAUAAAUUUAAAAGCUAAAAUAUCUCAUUUAGAAUCGAAAAUUAAUGCCAAAGAAGCAGAGAAAGAACAAUUGGAAAAUCAAAUUAAAAAACUAACAGAAGAGAAUAAAACUCUUGCGGAUGAAAGUUUACGUCAUCAGCAAAAUAUGGAAAUGCUUCAACAGACCCAUUCAAAUCAGAUUAAAGAAUUUAAAAGAGAGAUAAAUGCGUUAGAAAAUAAAGUUGCUAUUGAACGUGCAGCAACGGAUGCAGAAAAAAGAAAAAACCAUGCUAUGUUAGAACAACAGCAAAGUAUUGACGAAGAACUUAGACUCAGCCCUACUCUUAGUAUUGAAAGAGACUCUGUGAGUAGUGCGAGUAGUGUAUGGCCAGCUUUCAGUGAUUCAGUAUUUGAUAAUGGAUCAGGAAGGUUCCCUGUAGCCUACGGCAAUUUUAGAGCAGGAACCAAUAGUACAUCUGUGGUUGAAAACUUACAGGCGCAAUUAAAGCAACGAGAUGGUGAAAUACAACAACUUCAAUGGGAAUUAUCACGUCGUAACACUGAAAGAGAUGCUCUUAAUACAGAAUUAUCUGCGUUAACUUUAAAAAUGGAAAUAUUAAACAAUCAAGUUGAAAUGGUGGAAGCUUUAAAUGAAAACAUUAAAGAAUUACAGACUAGAUACGAUGCAUUAUUACAAAUGUACGGAGAAAAAGUGGAAGAAUAUCAAGAGCUUAGAUUAGAUCUUGAAGAUAUCACAGAUAUGUAUAAAAGUCAAAUUGAACAACUUCUUAAAAAAGAUACUUAAUCAAAAAUAAUAAUAAUAAAUAUAUAUAUAUUGCUUAUAUAAAUGCUGCCCAGGUGGAUUUAAAUAAAGAAAAAGAAAAAUUAUGGCUAAUAUGUCUCAUAUACUUGCAUUGAUCUAGAUGUGUGUUGAAACUUAUGUAAUUUAAAUAAUUUCUCUAUUGUUUCUGUAUGUUUGCAUACAAGAAAAUAUUUUAAAAUAAGAAAGAGAAUUUGCAAAUAAAAUACUGGAUAGCAAAAAAAUAG